GUGAGCAGAGGUCCAACCCCGAGCCGAAGAGACGAGGAGAGAAUCCCACUCCCACUAGUGAGUAGUGACUAGGGCCACGGAGGAGAGGACAGCUGAGCUUCCACCUGCAAGCUGCAAGAGUUGGGCUGAGAGGGAGGAGGAAGAAGAAGAAUUCCGGAGGAGAGAGACGAACCAACCAACCAGAAGGGAAGGGGAUCCGUUGUUUCAUCAUCUUGGCAGGCCGGGCUUUCUUGCUCUGCUGCAGUUGAGUUCCCUCAAACAGCUGCUGCCGCAGUUGAGUUGAGGAGGCUUUCUUCCACCUCUCGCCAUCUUUCCCUUCCCUGCCCCGAGUUGGAAUCUUCCCUCAUCUUGGAUAGAUUAGAUUAGACUGCUCCUCCUGAAGAAAAGGAAAAGGAAAUUGAAAUCGAAUGCGUCGCCACCACUCCAUCCCACUCCACUGAUGGAUCCUGCAUGCCCAAAUCCCUUCCCCCCCCCCCUCCACUCCACUCCAUUGCAGCAGCAGCGCCGCUCGUACCCUCCUCCUCCUCCUCUUCUGAUUGGUUCGGUGGACCUCGUCUCCACUGAAGCAAGUUUUUAGCUUGCUUUGCAGUUGCUUGCUUCUUACCAUUCUGAUUGAUUGAUUUUGCUUCCACAAGUCAAGUCCGCCUUAAAGGUGGAGUCUUGCAAUCCAAUCUCUCUUCUUCCAUCGGUGAAGCAAGCAAGCAAAACUCCCAUUUUGAUUGGAUUGGGUUGGAUUUUGGCCAUGGCCCAGACGACGACAAGGACAAGCAGGUAAUGGCUGCUGCUGCCCCCCCCACCGCCUCCUCCCCGGCGCCGCAGCCCAUUGCCACGCCCACCGACACCUCUGCCACUCCACCGCCCCUCUCCUCGCCGCCGCCCACUGCUCCCCCACCCUCCUCCCGUCUGCUCACCCCUCCAACCCCCCUGGUUGCUGCCUCGCCGCCGCCCACCCCACCGCAGACUCUUGCUCCUCCUCCUCCGAGGCCUUUGCCUUCGCCUUCGCCUUCGCCGCCGGUGCUCGCGCCCCCUCCCACACCCCCGCCGUCAGCCCCACCAAAGCCAAGGACGCCGGCUGCGCAUCCGCCUCUGUCCCCGGCGCCUGCUGCAUCACCUCCGACCAAUGAUGCUUCUCCGGCCGUCGUGCCAUCAGCACCGAAUCAUCACAAGCCUUUGCCCACGCCUGCCACGGCAGCUGAUCCGGCCCACCCGAGCUCGGGCAGGAACCCAAGUUCCAACAAGUCCUUGAGCCCCAGUGCACGCUCCGCCUCAGCCUCCGCCUCCUUGGGCGGGCUUAGUGCUGGUGCCAUCAUAGCCAUCGGUGCAGUGCUUGCCGUUCUUGUGCUUAGUUUGAUAGCAGCUGCUGUUUUGUACACCAACAAGAGUAGGAGGAAGAGGGAAAGAAAUGCUUACCGUGCUGGAUUCAUGUCGCCUGCCCCGCCUUUUUCCUCUCAGCAACCUUCAGGUGACUCAGCAAAUGUAGGAUCCUCAGUUGAUCCUUCUGUACAAACCAGCUAUAGUGCCGGGACUCCCAGACUGCAAGCAUGCGUGUCUGAUAUUAGCAUGGGCAAUUCCAGGUUAUUCACAUAUGAGGAACUCUAUCAGAUUACUGAUGGCUUCUCGGCUCAGAAACUGCUUGGGGAAGGAGGCUUUGGAUCGGUAUACAAGGGCCGCCUGCCUGAUGGUAAAGAGGUGGCUGUGAAGCAACUAAAAGAUGGUGGUGGACAAGGAGAACGUGAGUUCCAGGCUGAAGUGGAGAUAAUUUGUCGUGUGCAUCACCGUCAUUUGGUUUCUCUUGUGGGAUAUUGCAUUUCCAAUAACCAAAGAUUACUUGUCUAUGAUUUCGUGCCUAAUAGCACCCUAUAUUAUCACCUUCACGGACAGGGAAUGCCUGUUUUAGAAUGGUCUGCCAGGAUUAAAAUUGCUUCUGGUGCUGCUCGUGGAAUAGCAUACCUACAUGAAGAUUGCCAUCCAAGGAUAAUCCAUCGAGACAUCAAGUCCUCAAACAUUUUGUUGGAUAACAACUUCGAGGCAAAGGUGGCUGAUUUUGGUCUUGCGAGGCUGGCUUUGGAUGCCGUAACACAUGUAACUACCCGUGUUAUGGGGACAUUUGGGUACAUGGCUCCGGAGUAUGCAUCAAGUGGCAAAUUGACUGAGAGAUCGGAUAUAUUCUCUUUUGGUGUUGUUCUCUUAGAGCUUAUUACUGGCCGAAAACCUGUUGAUGCGUCGAGACCUUUGGGUGACGAGAGCCUUGUCGAGUGGGCUAGGCCAUUGCUUUCUCGAGCUCUUGACACAGGCUAUUUGGAAGGGUUGAUUGACCCCAGGCUUGAGAACAACUUCAAUGAGGUCGAGAUGUUCCGUAUGAUUGAGGCUGCUGCAGCUUGCAUUCGACACUCGGCAUCAAGGAGGCCCAGAAUGAGCCAGGUGGUGCGAGCUCUUCAUAGCUUAGCCGACAUUGAUCUAACAAAUGGUGUUCAGCCUGGGCAAAGCGAACUUUUCAACAUUGCCAACACCGCAGAGAUAAGGAUGUUCCAGCGGAUGGUGGCCGGUGCGCAAGAUGACAGCUCCGACUUGAGCCAAUACAGUUGGAGCAGUCGUGGUAGAGGAGGUAGUGACGCGGCCUCAAGUUCCAGGAUCUUGUGAUCAUCGACUGCAUCUGCUUCAUUGCUUGCUUUCUGACUAUGUACUUAGUCAUCAUUCUACAAAAUUAUUACUAACCGAUCGAGUUGGUUGUAUCGAAUGAGUGUCUCUCCUGGUUUCCUUACCUUAUUCUUUAGGAAAGUGAUUUGUUUUGUGUAGAUUACACAGAUGAGAUCGUGUUGUUUGGGUCCUUGUAGCCCUCCUGCCCCUUCUCUUGUUUUGUUGGGUUGGCUCGUCUAUGACACAGAGCCUUCAGCUAUGAAUUUCAUGCUGAAUAGUCCUCGUGUUUUUUUUCCUUGGGUUCUCUACUGUAUGAAUUAGCUUAUACAUGAAGAGUUUUGAUUGAGACACCGAAAGAAGGUAAAGACUUGGAAAACAUUGAAACACAUGGCAGGCAUCCUUUGAAGUUGUAGACCUGGUUAGUUGUUUUGGUGGACCCAGACAUGGAAGUUCAAGUUCUAGUCUAGUGACUUAUUCAACUCGUCUUCCUUUCCCGUCC
Molecule: messenger RNA, 3136 nt
Organism: Phragmites australis (common reed)
Lineage: Eukaryota; Viridiplantae; Streptophyta; Magnoliopsida; Poales; Poaceae
Product: proline-rich receptor-like protein kinase PERK8
Exons: 8
Coding region: 775-2640 (621 amino acids)
Biological process (GO): protein phosphorylation
Molecular function (GO): ATP binding; protein kinase activity
Source: RefSeq, a predicted model, not a curated record